AUGGCAAACGGCUGGAGUCUACUUGUCGGCCUCAUUAUCGUCGUCGCCGCCUCAUUGGCGGCUUACUUCUUUAGUCCAAAAGGAGAAAACCUCACUGUCUGGCGAAGCACCCUGAUUCUCUCAUUAGCGUCCUGUUAUGUGAUGUGGGCAAUCGUCUUUCUAUCACAGCUGCAUCCUCUUAUUGAGCCAAAGAAAUCCGAUAUGCGUCCUGGCCGAGUACCUAAUUAA
This is a messenger RNA of Penicillium angulare, 228 nucleotides long. RefSeq names its product ATPase V0 complex subunit E1/e2. Bases 1 to 228 code for a protein of 75 amino acids. Gene Ontology annotation, cellular component: vacuolar proton-transporting V-type ATPase, V0 domain. Gene Ontology annotation, molecular function: proton-transporting ATPase activity, rotational mechanism. The transcript has 4 exons. The record is from RefSeq and is a predicted model, not a curated record. NCBI's taxonomy places the organism in Eukaryota, Fungi, Ascomycota, Eurotiomycetes, Eurotiales, Aspergillaceae. Gene Ontology annotation, biological process: vacuolar acidification; proton transmembrane transport.